AUGGGUGGCAUCCUGGACGUUAUACGAGGGCGCAGUGGAGGUCGCGUCUCUCAGAAAACCCCGACACCUGGAGAUGCACCAGCCGAUGAUAAGAAUGCGAACGCAUACGUAUCCGACUCCGGCUCGAGUAGUCUCAGUCUUGAAGAGAGAAAUGAGAAGGAGAUUUCCGAGCACCCCGACAGCGUAACUGCGGAUGCUCAACUCGGCCAGCAGAAAGCUGAAGCUGCGGCUCUUGUUUGGUCCAAGACUGCUGUUCGUGCGACAUACGCAUGGAUUUGGAUAUGCUUCUUCAUGCUGGCACUUCAGCAAUCAAUUUUAAGCAAUGUCAUGUAUUAUGCCUAUGCGGAUUUCUCCAGCGCACCGGAGAUUACCACCGCCUACAUCCUGGCUGCCAUCAUUGGCGGUGUUCUCAAACUCCCUAUCGCCAAAACCCUGAACUUGUGGGGACGUGCCGAGGGCUUCCUCGUCUUCGUUGCCAUUUACCUGCUCGGAAUGAUUGUCAUUGCAUCUUGCAAUGGUGCUAACGGGUUCGCUGCUGGGUACACCCUUUAUUGGAUCGGCUACGACGCAAUUUAUUUCAUCAUGGAUGUGUUUGUUGCCGAUACAUCCGGUCUUCGAAACCGAGCUUUUGCAUUUGCUUUUGUCAGCACACCAUUCAUCUGCACGGCAUUUACUGGUCCACUUGCUGCCCAGUCGUUCCUCCAGAUGACCACAUGGCGAUGGGCUAUCGGCGCCUUCUGUAUCAUCAUGUUCUUCGUCUUUACCCCACUGGCUAUUGUCUUCAAAUUCUUCGAGAUAAAAGCGAGAAAGCAAGGCCUGUUCAAGAGGGAACCAAGCGGUCGCAGCAUCAUGCAAUCGAUCGUGCAUCACUGCAUUGAGUUUGAUGUUGUAGGAGCCUUUUUGUUGAUGGCUGCCUUCGUGCUCUUCUUGCUGCCUUUUAGCUUGAGCUCAUACGGUGUCUCUGGUUACAAGUCUGCAACGUUCAUCAGCAUGGUCGUCAUUGGCUUCCUCCUCUUCUUUGUUUUUGCAGCUUGGGAGAAAUUCUGGACGCGGUCUCACUUUAUUCGUUGGGAGUUAUUCAAGAAGCCUACGGUGCUUGGUGCUUGCAUCCUAGCUGCGGUACUCUACUACAGCUUUUAUGCCUGGGAGUCGUACUUCUAUUACUUCGUCAUGGUUGUUUACGACCUUAACGUCGCCAAUACGGGGUACAUGACGCAGAUCUAUAAUAUUGGAUCUUGCUUCUGGGGCGUUGUCUUUGGCGUUUAUGUCCGCUACACCAAGCAUUUCAAAUACGCUUGUUUGUUCUUCGGUCUGCCACUGAUGUUCCUUGGCGCUGGCCUCAUGAUCCACUUCCGUGGCCAAGAUGCCGACAUCGGAUAUAUCAUCAUGUGCCAAAUUUUCAUCGCAGUCGCUGGUGGCACUCUCGUCAUUGGUGAGGAUAUGGCUGUCAUGGCCUCUGCCGACCGUGACGGUGUCCCUAUGAUGCUGGCUAUCCUUGGCCUCUCUUCCAGUCUUGGAGGCGCCAUCGGCUAUGCUGUCGCCGCUGCCAUCUACACCAACACAUUCCCCACUGCUCUCAUAGCUUCCUUGCCGGCCGAGAGUCAGGCUGAUUGGGCUACCAUUUAUGCCGGCGGCUCGGCUUCUCAACUGCUCUAUCCCGUGGGUUCCUCAACUAGAGAUGCUAUCAACUACGCCUGGGGAUACUCCCAGAAGUACAACGCCAUUUCUGCUACAGCUGUUCUGACCCUUGCUAUCCCAGCUAUUGCAAUUUGGAAGAACUACAACGUCGACAAGAAGCAAAAUAAGGGUACUCUCAUCUGA
Messenger RNA from Truncatella angustata, 1821 nucleotides. Its product is annotated as major facilitator superfamily domain-containing protein. Gene Ontology annotation, molecular function: transmembrane transporter activity. Lineage: Eukaryota; Fungi; Ascomycota; Sordariomycetes; Amphisphaeriales; Sporocadaceae. The coding region runs from base 1 to 1821 and encodes 606 amino acids. The record is from RefSeq and is a predicted model, not a curated record. The transcript is spliced from 2 exons. Gene Ontology annotation, biological process: transmembrane transport.